Molecule: messenger RNA, 1565 nt
Organism: Daucus carota subsp. sativus
Lineage: Eukaryota; Viridiplantae; Streptophyta; Magnoliopsida; Apiales; Apiaceae
Exons: 1
Coding region: 498-1292 (264 amino acids)
Biological process (GO): telomere maintenance; DNA repair
Molecular function (GO): DNA helicase activity
Source: RefSeq, a predicted model, not a curated record
UUCAUAAGUUGUUGAAGGCUGUUGGAAAGAGUUUGUCUAAUUAUCCAAUGCUGCCACAACCUCCACCGAUUUAUUUAAAUACAGGAGCAAAUAAUCUCAUACUGGACGAGACAAACUAUGAUAUUCUUGCCAUGCAGAAUGAAUUUGACAAACUGAUUGAGAAUUGCAACGAAGAUCAAAUGAAAGUUUUUGAAGAGAUAAUUACUGCAGUAGAGAAAGGCCAGGGUGGUGUUUUUUUUGUUUAUGGUAGUGGUGGUUGAGGGAAGACAUUUCUCUGGAGAACUCUAAUACACAAGUUACGUUCACAGCGUAAAAUUGUAUUGCCAGUAGCAUCUUCUGGAAUAGCUACAACUCUUCUUCCAGGUGGCCGGACUGCUCAUUCUCGCUUUAAAAUUCCAAUCAUUCUUGAUGAUUUUUCUGUGUGCAAUAUAGCACACGACUCUGAUAUCGCUGCACUGAUUAAAGAAACAAGUUUAAUUAUAUGGGAUGAAGCACCAAUGACUCAUAGCUACGCGUUUGAAUGUUUAGAUCGUACACUGCGUGAUUUGAUGAAAUCAGUUGAUCCACAACGAUAUCAUCAACCUUUUGGUGGAAUAACAGUAGUUUUUGGUGGUGAUUUCAGACAAGUUCUUCCCGUAAUUCCAUUCGCCUCUCGUGCAGAUGUUGUCAAUGCUAGCAUCACCCGAUCUCGGAUAUGGAAUUUUUGCAAGGUAUUUACACUAAAUCGUAACAUGCGCUUAGGCCAAUCAGAUAGUGAAGAGAGGAAUGAGGUCUUGAGGCAGUUUGCCAACUGGGUUUUAUCUAUUGGUGAUGGUUUAUUUCCAAAUGUAGAUACAUCAAACGAUGGCAUCAAUGAGUUUGAUGUUGAUCUGCCUGAUUGCUAUUGCAACAUGUCAGAUUCAAACUCAGUUGAAAAAAUUGUUGAUGCAGUAUUUCCUGACCUUCAAAAGUUGUACCAUUCUCCACAAUAUCUUGCCGAAAGAGCAAUCCUUACUCCAACAAACAAAACUGCUUCUGAGAUCAACUCUGUGAUUGUUGAUAAAUUGCCAAGGGAAGCAGUAUCAUACUACAGUCUAGAUGAAGCUCAGGAGUUUGGUGGAUCUGAAUCUGAAUUUCCUAUGUGUUUUCCAUCCGAGUACUUGCACAAUUUUAAUAUGCUUGGUGUUCCUGCUCAUCAGCUGAUUCUGAAGGAAGGUGGAAUGGUAAUGUUGAUGAGGAAUCUUGAUCAGACAGUAGGCCUGUGCAAUGGAACCCGGAUGGUAGUCACAAAAUGCCUCAAACAUUCUGUGUAGUGUGAGGUUAUAUGUGGAUCCUCUACUGGCCUGCAUUUUUUUCAUUCCAAGAAUCGAGUGUUGUUCCAGUGAUACGAAGCUCCCUUUCAAAUUUAUUCGGAAUCAGCUUCCGCUACAAAUUUGUUAUGCAAUGACAAUCAACAAAUCACAAGGUCAAUCCCUUUCAUUUGUUGGUUUAUAUCUUCCGAAAGCUGUUUUCAGUCAUGGCCAAUUAUAUGUUGCCAUCAGCCGUGUUACUUCUCCUGAAGGGCUACGACUUUUCAUAGAUGACGA